GUGUUUUCUUCUUUCCGUCAUUCACAGCCUAGUUUUUCUUUUUACGUUUAGAAGGUAGUUUAGUUGGCUGUAAAAUUUAUUCUCGUAAUGGCUGCCACGCUAAAUGAGUAGCUUAUUGGUUAUGUCAUGUUUAAAAUCUUUACAUAUGAGGUUUUUAAAAGGAAAACUCAACAAGUGUCUUGAACUAUGAUCGUAUGAAAACUGUUGUAGCAUCAACCAUCCUGGAACGUUUCUUCUUUCAUGUUUCCUUUUUUGGCAAUUAAGUUAUGGACUCGGCGUUUGUGUAUUAAAUGUUAUGAAAACAUAAUCUAUGCUACGUAAAAAGUGUAUAACGAGACCAUAUUGAGUGUCAAGUGCAUUGAGGAUAGUCAAAAUGACGGACCCGAGAUCGUCGUCAGCUCUGUUCAAGAGAGCCGAGCAGUUGAAAAGAUGGGAGGAAUCCGAUACCAACAAACAAUCAUCAUCGCCGAAAAGGGAAUCAAGAAUUCAAUUUUCACCGGGAAUUGUGUUUUUAGCGGCUUGCACUUCUGGGGACAAGGAAGAAGUUCAAAGAUUAUUGAAAAUGGGCGCAGAUAUAAACACCGCGAACGUGGAUGGCCUCACGGCGCUACAUCAGGCUUGUAUCGAUGAUAAUCUGGAGAUGGUUGAGUUUCUAGUGGAGCACGGGGCUGAUGUCAAUAGGGGCGACAACGAGGGCUGGACACCGCUGCAUGCGACGGCUUCCUGCGGCUUUCUGAGCAUAGCCAGAUAUCUUCUGGAGAAUGGUGCGGACGUUGCAGCUGUAAACUAUGACGGCGAGCUGUCUGUUGAUAUCGCUGAGAGCGAUAAGAUGGAGGAACUGCUGCAGAAAGUUAUUGAUGAUAAAGGAAUAGACUGCGAGAAGUCACGUAAUGCAGAGGUGAACAAAUUAUUAAGCGAUGCCAAGAACUGGGCAGCUCAUGGUUAUGUUGAAGUGAGGGACCCCAAGACCGGCGGGACUCCGCUGCAUGUUGCUGCCGCUAAGGGUUACAUUGACGUGGCUCAGACCUUACUUGACGAAUGCAACGUCGAUCCAGACUGUGUGGACUACGAAGGUUGGAGUCCUCUUCAUGCGGCAGCGUUGUGGGGCCAGAAGGAGGCAGCGGCUAUACUGAUCAAGUAUGGAGCUGAUCCUAACUUAAAGAACUACUCGGGUCAGACAUGUUUGGACCUCGUAGACCCGAGUAUAUCGACGUGGCUGGCUGAGGCUGCCCUGAAGGCUCCGCGUCGUAUUAACAACAAUAACAACAACAUCAACAAACUGAAGAGUCCUCUACGAAACGACGUCAAGAGAGUCGAGUUGCAGAUAACUGGACAAGAUGACAAUAUCAUUAAUGACAAGCCACCGGCGCCUGAAAUAGUUCCCAAGGCGGAUUGCAAGCCGCCCAAACGUAGAGCACCGUCUCCAGAGGCAGAAUUUGCUGAGAACGAAGAGACAGAGGACGCUCCGUCCUGGAGGAGAUCAGCCUCCUUCAGGAACAGACAGCAAGAAAAUUCACGUGAAAAUAAACCAUCUAACAAUAAUUUGGACAAUGACACGAUUCUGAGAAGAACUCACAGCUUUGAAAACGAUAAGACUUUCUAUCAACGCUACCGUGACGUGACGGCCCGUAUAAAGGCGUCCUCGUGUCCCUCUAUACCGCCCACGACUAUCGAGAUCGGUCGCACUAACAAUGUAGCGACUAACGAGGACGCUCACAACAGAGUAAGUGCAACUGACAGGAGGGAGAAAGAAACACCGAACACUAGCGCUGCUACUUCUACUACCACUACACAGACGUCAGUUAGGAGAAUAAGUCCAACAGAGAGGCGAGACAGGGAUGUUCCUACAGUAACGAGUGCUAACGCUAGUCCAACCAACACACAGUCUACAGUCAGAAGAAUAAGUCCUACGGAAAGAAGUGGAAACGCGAGCCCAACAAACACCACGCAGACAACAGUUAGAAGCUCUUCGGAGAGCGUAGAGUCGAACAGUAGCAAUUCAACACCAAGUACGGCGACGCCCACAAAGCUGUCGCCUGGGAACAUAUUCAAGAAUUUCUUCAAGUCGUUUGUGCCGCCUGUGAGGGAUGAGGAGAGUGAGACUCAGAGGAAAGCUCACGCCAAGCGAGUUCGUGAGACGAGACGGUCUACUCAGGGCGUGACGCUGGAUGAGAUCAAAUCAGCUGAACAGCUUGUUAAGAAGAAAGCCGGUAAUGGAACUGACGCUGCCCCCGCCAUCAAGAACAACGACGACAGUCACAUCAACACUGACCAGGGUCGCGGCAAGGUGGGCUUGUCGCUGGCUUUGGCGUGCGCUACCGCAACCGCCACGGCAACCAUCGCGCCGAACAGCGAGCGACGCCCUUCGUGGCGGCUGCGGGUCGACCCUACCAACAAGUUCGAGUUGGAAGACGCUGGCCGGUCAUCACCUCGUACAACAGCACCAGCGGCGGAGGCUACUGUCACUCUACCGUUACGUCGCUCUAUCACUACCAGCCCCACAAAUGUGACCAACAACGCCGCCACCAUCGCCACCACCGCCGUCACCGCCGCCACAAUCACCAACGCCACCACCACAACAACCAUCAUCAAUGACGGAGUUAACAAGGAAGAUCUCCGGACUGAAGAGGACAAGGAGCGUGAGAGCAGUUUGGAGAGCAAGUCGUCUUCGUCUCCGGCGAGCACACAGGCGGCUAUGAACGUUAUACAACGUAGGAGACGACCGAAGAGACGCUCCACCGGGGUCGGGCACGUCGAUAUGGAUGACAUAGUUAACGAUCGCGGAGGGGGCGGGGAAGGCGAUGGAGACACGGAUAAUGUACCGUCUGGCAGCGAGCGUACAGAAGACGGUGAGGAAACUGACUACAAGGUGUUGUAUGAAGCGUCCCAGGUCGAGGUCCGGCGUCUGAGAGGACUCCUCUCCACUUCCGAGCAACAAUUGAGAGACGCUCGCGCAACUAUUACCAAGCUCACUCAAGUGAACCAAAAUUCUUUAUCUGAGAUCGAGAAGCGAGAAAAGAGAGCGAUGGAGAGGAAACUGUCCGAGAUGGAGGAGGAGCUGAGGCAAUUGCAAAAACUUAAAGCCGAGAACGAAAGGCUGAGGGCCGAAAACCGUGCCCUUACCCGGGUCGUCAGCAAAUUGACCAACUCAGCCGCCAAAUAGUACCAUCAAGCGCUUCAAGCGGAGAAUCAGCGGCUGAAGGACGAGAACGGCGCACUUAUCAGAGUGAUCAGCAAGCUGUCCAAGUGAGGAACUGAGUAUUUUCCUAUAUAGGUGUAUAUAACUCGGGAACCUUUAUAAAAUAUCACAUGAUUUACCCUAUUCCGAGACAGACUAUAUUCUUAUAUGAAUUACCUUAUUUAUUUAUUUUUUAAUAUGUGUGUAACAUAUUUCCUUAAUGAUUUUAUUCUGUAAUUAGAAUAUGUUGAACAAUAAUGACUUCCAUUUAUUGACUGUGGUCUUGCUACAUAAUUUUUUUUUAUGGUUUUGAAUUAUACGAUAUAAAAAAUAUAACGGUCUGUUUAUUUCAUUGCUUUGUUUUGGAACAGGGUAUGGUAGUAGCUUGUGUUAACUAUCAUCAGUUUGUUAAUAUUAAGUACACAUUGUUGUAGUCCAAAUACUUAUUAUGCAAUCAGAUGUACUUAAUAAUAUAUUAUUGUAUUAGAACAUUCGUAUUUAACAGUCACGUUAGUGAGUGUAUGAUUGAUGUCUUUAUAUGGAACUGUUCCCAACAUAGUCCUUGUUUUUUUCACGUUUAAUGUAUUCCUAAAUGAUUAAGGUGUAAAGUAGGUUAGCCAUAAAAAAUACGAAGGGCUCUAAUACCCUUUGAUCUUAUAUAUAAUAAUAUUUAUAUAAAAUGUAUCUUUUCAAUUAAUUGUUCAUAAAGUUUUUAUUUAUUUAAAGAACUAGGAAUUUUAGUAAUAAAAACCCUAAUUCGUAUAUUUA
Danaus plexippus (monarch butterfly) is the source of this 3946-nucleotide messenger RNA. RefSeq names its product protein phosphatase 1 regulatory subunit 12C (gene Mbs). Gene Ontology annotation, cellular component: cytoplasm. The coding region runs from base 374 to 3163 and encodes 929 amino acids. NCBI's taxonomy places the organism in Eukaryota, Metazoa, Arthropoda, Insecta, Lepidoptera, Nymphalidae. Gene Ontology annotation, molecular function: enzyme inhibitor activity; protein kinase binding; phosphatase regulator activity. The transcript has 22 exons. The record is from RefSeq and is a predicted model, not a curated record.